UGAGAAGCCAACGGCACUUCUGUGUUAUUAAUAUCAUAACCAAAGGAGGAAUCUCUCAUAUUGUAGACGGCGAGUAGAGUUGGACCCAAGCCAUGUUUCCAAAGAACAUGUUCUUCUUUCUCAUCCUCACACUCACUACAGCAUCAGCACAAGAUGAUGAUUUUACUUAUAAUGGAUUCGGUUUUGCCAAACUGCAUCUGGACGGCAUUGCAGAGAUCGCAACCAAUGGCCUUCUCAUUCUCACCGACAAUACUAGACUGCAAGCCAAGGGCCACGCCUUUCACCCAUCUCCACUCUGUUUUAGGAACUCAACAACUGGUAAAGCUCUCUCCUUCUCGACUUCUUUCAUCUUUGCAAUCGUCCCCAAGUACCAGGACUUGUUUGGCCAUGGACUUGCCUUUGUUCUUGCGCAUUCCGUAAAUCUGUCUUAUGCCUUACCUAGUCAAUACCUGGGACUCUUCAAUACAAACAAUUCAGAUUCUUCAAACCAAAUUGUGGCCAUCGAAUUCGAUACAAACAUGAACCCUGAAUUUGGUGAUAUUGACAAUAAUCAUGUUGGAAUUGAUGUUAGCAGCCCAAAGUCUAUUAAUUCCUCGCAUGCAGCUUAUUUCACUAAUGACAAUGGCGCUGGGUUCAAGAACCUGAGCCUUGCGAGCGGCAAACCAAUACAAGCCUGGAUCGAAUACAGUCACAUGGAUGGACUGCUUAAUGUAACGUUAGCACCUAUUGAUGCAACCAAACCAGGUGUUCCAUGCUUGUCUUCAAAUGUGAAUCUCUCUUCUUUGAUCUCGGACCAUAUGUAUGUCGGAUUUUCUUCUUCAGUAGGCUCAUUUAUAACAUCUCAUUACAUAUUGGGCUGGAGCUUUAAGUUGAAUGGAAGGGCUCAAGCACUCGAUUUCUCACGUCUUCCAUCCCUCCCUCACACACCAUCUAAAUCGAGCUUAGAGUCUUGGAAGAUUGGGUUGCCGAUAAUCUUGGCAAUACUUUUCUUGUUAAUAAUCAUAACUGGCAUAAUCUUUCUGGUGAAGAGCAAGAUUAAAUUCAGAGAGGUGUUUGAAGAUUGGGAGCUAGAAUAUGGACCCCAGAGAUUCUGCUACAAGGACCUAUUCUUGGCCACCAUGGGAUUCAAAGACCAACAGCUCUUGGGAGCCGGAGGUUUUGGUAGGGUCUACAAAGGCGUGUUGCCAAAGACUGACAUCCAAGUUGCAGUUAAGCAGGUGUCGCAUGAAUCAAGACAAGGUAUGAGAGAGUUCAUCGCAGAGAUUGUUAGCCUUGGCCGCUUGCGUCACCGGAACUUGGUACAGCUCCUCGGUUAUUGCAGGAGAAAAGGGGAGCUCUUAUUGGUCUAUGAAUUCAUGCCCAACGGUAGUUUGGACAAGUUCCUAUUUAACCAACCUAAGUUGAUGCUUAGUUGGGGACAAAGAUUCCAAAUAAUCAAAGGUGUAGCUUCCGCGCUUUAUUAUUUGCAUGAAGAAUGGGAGAAGGUGGUUGUUCAUAGAGACAUCAAGGCUAGCAACAUCCUGCUAGAUGAUCAGAUGAAUGGAAGACUGGGUGAUUUUGGCCUGGCAAGACUAUAUGAUCACGGAACCGAUCCCCGGACUACACAUGUAGUCGGGACUUUGGGUUACCUUGCACCAGAGCUCACCAAGACUGGCAAGGCAACUACAAGCACAGAUGUGUUUGCCUUUGGUGGAUUUUUGCUUGAGGUGGCUUGUGGAAGAAGGCCAAUAGAGAUAAGACCAUCAGAAGAAGACAUAGUGUUGGCAAAUAAAGUUCUGGAGUGCUGGAAGGCAGGGACUAUUUUGGAGGCGAGGGAUCCUAACUUGGGGAUUGAAUAUGUUGUCCAAGAGAUGGAGAUGGUGCUAAAGCUCGGCCUUCUUUGUUCACACCCUAACUCCAGUUCUAGGCCUCCUAUGCGGCUGGUGAUGCAAAUCAUGGAGCGCGAAGCUCCCCUUCCAGAGAUGUCUGAAGAUGGUUGGAAUGCCGAGAUUUCAGCUAUGGGGAAUGAAGGCUUUAGUGAUGUUGGCAUGUCAAAUAGUUCGUUGUCAAGCAUGUUUGCCUGCUCAAACAAUGGAACUGCUCUCUUGACCGGCCGUUGAUAGUGGUAAACGUUUGUAAAAGUAAUGUUUAAAGUAUAGCUAAAGCUUCAUGUUAGUUAUGAAUGAUAUGAAUGCUUUUUAAUUGAGGUGUGGUUUUUGCUGCAAUGUGAAACUAAAAUUGCAGUAAUAAAUGUAAUGCAGUUUACUGAAGAGAGAAA
Molecule: messenger RNA, 2257 nt
Organism: Elaeis guineensis (African oil palm)
Lineage: Eukaryota; Viridiplantae; Streptophyta; Magnoliopsida; Arecales; Arecaceae
Product: L-type lectin-domain containing receptor kinase SIT2-like
Biological process (GO): protein phosphorylation
Molecular function (GO): carbohydrate binding; ATP binding; protein kinase activity
Source: RefSeq, a predicted model, not a curated record